AUGGUAUGGGAUGACGAAUUGGCUGCUGCUUCAACUACCCAUGCUAGAAACUGUGAUUAUAGGUAUAGCUCUGCACAUGAUUAUGGGGAGAAUAUAGCUGUUCAAGGCAGCCUUAGACCCCUUGAUGUUAACACCGUGGGAGCCCAACACAUUAGACAUUGGGUUGAUUACGAGAAGCAGUUUAAUGAUGGAACGUGGUCUUGUUGUUCAGAAAGAGGUUAUAGCUGUUGUGAAUAUGCACAGGUUGUUUCGAAAUCUACGACUUCUGUUGGCUGUGGAUAUGCUCAGUGUGGCGUUAUGCCGAAUUUGUUAGUGCUUGUUUGCCGAUACAAACCAAGUGGAAAAAUACGUGGUGAAUCUCCUUAUGUGUAG
Molecule: messenger RNA, 372 nt
Organism: Lottia gigantea (owl limpet)
Lineage: Eukaryota; Metazoa; Mollusca; Gastropoda; Lottiidae
Exons: 4
Coding region: 1-372 (123 amino acids)
Source: RefSeq, a predicted model, not a curated record